Molecule: messenger RNA, 741 nt
Organism: Schistocerca gregaria
Lineage: Eukaryota; Metazoa; Arthropoda; Insecta; Orthoptera; Acrididae
Product: WAS/WASL-interacting protein family member 3-like
Exons: 4
Coding region: 1-741 (246 amino acids)
Source: RefSeq, a predicted model, not a curated record
AUGUGGAUGCAUCAUGAAAAUGUUAAAAUAUAUACAGUUCCUACCUGGCGUGCAUUUAAGAGGAAGGUGGGAGCAAAAAGUACAUUUCUUGCAAAGGGCGUGAAAAUACCUUGCAUCGGAACGAGACGUUUCCAGAGCCACCCCGCCGCCGCGCUGGCCGGGGCAGAAGCCCGGUUGCCCACCGCCAACUCUGCCGCCCUUAAUAAUGGAGACGUUAAAGGGGAGAGCCCUUUCUGCCGGCCGAAAGGCGAGAACUCGCGCGCCCUGCCCCAGGGCCGGCACGCGUGUGCCGCGCCACGGGCGUGGGUGGCGGCUGGGGGCGGCUGGGGGCGGCGAGUGAUAAAACCGGGAUUAAUGCGAGUGCUCGCCGCAGACGUGGCCCCGCGGCACGCCAACCCCUGGCCCUCCGGCGGCCGGGCGCCCCGGGGGCGCAGCUGCACGCCGCCGCCGCCACCGCCGCCGCCGCCGCCUCCGCCACCCCCGCUUCUUACGCCGUUUAAUGGCCCUAGUUGGCCGGGGGCGGCGCCGCUGCCGCCUCCAGCAUUGUUCGCGGGCGCCGCAACGCCCCCGCGGCCCACAAAGGGCGGCCGACAGGACGGCGCCGCCCGGGAGGACCGCGCGCCGCAUUCAGCGGGGCGGCGCCGCUGCAGUUAUAAACGACGACUUCGUGCCGCACCCACUACCGCCUGCGAUGGCCGGUGCACGGCGUUUGCCAGGAAGCAACUCCUCCUUCCGUCGUAG